UCUUUUCUUUUGCCAGCUCUUCGUCCUCUUCGUCCUCAUCCUUCCUCUCUUUUCGAUUUCGUGCUUGCUUCAGUAGCAUCCUCGGAAACGUAUUAAUAAACAAUGGGGUCCCAGUCUCUCCUCGGCGAUUUGCCAUCUUUCGAUCCGCACAAUUUCAGCCAGCUUCGGCCCUCCGAUCCUACUGCUCAGCCUUUGAAACUCACACCAGCCACUUAUCAUCCUACCCAUAGUAGGACCCUUCCUCCGCCUAAUCAAGUAAUAUCAACUGAAGCCCGGAACAUUCUUGUGAGACAAAUCUACAGCAAAUCUGAAGAUAAGUUGAGACCAAAGAGACCUGCGUCAGACCAUCUGACCCCUGAUCAUGGAUGCAAACAGCUGAGAGGUGCCGUCGAGGGCCCUUUCUAAUAUUCUUCUGUCUAUGUAUCGAUCAAAGUGAUUGGAGUAUUCUUGUUGUUUAUGUGCACUUACCAAGUUGUCCAUGUUCUUAUGUAGUGAAAAACCUCCCGUUAAAGAUACGUGUAAGCGUUUAAUUUCCUUUGUA
This is a messenger RNA of Asparagus officinalis (garden asparagus), 541 nucleotides long. RefSeq lists its product as uncharacterized. Gene Ontology annotation, cellular component: Cul4-RING E3 ubiquitin ligase complex. The transcript has 4 exons. Gene Ontology annotation, biological process: positive regulation of proteasomal ubiquitin-dependent protein catabolic process. Lineage: Eukaryota; Viridiplantae; Streptophyta; Magnoliopsida; Asparagales; Asparagaceae. The coding region runs from base 103 to 405 and encodes 100 amino acids. The record is from RefSeq and is a predicted model, not a curated record.